Messenger RNA from Dermochelys coriacea (leatherback sea turtle), 1293 nucleotides. RefSeq lists its product as uncharacterized. Gene Ontology annotation, molecular function: ribonucleoside-diphosphate reductase activity, thioredoxin disulfide as acceptor. Gene Ontology annotation, cellular component: cytosol. The transcript has a single exon. The record is from RefSeq and is a predicted model, not a curated record. The coding region runs from base 1 to 1293 and encodes 430 amino acids. Lineage: Eukaryota; Metazoa; Chordata; Testudines; Dermochelyidae. Gene Ontology annotation, biological process: deoxyribonucleotide biosynthetic process.
AUGACUUUUGUUCACUGCGGGUCUGAAGAGUGCACCAAAUCCGAACUAGACUUGUUCCAAAUAGCUCCUACGCAGACCAGCAUUGAGAAAAGCAUCUACAUCGAGGUGCCACCUCUGUCGGCCGUUAUGGAGUCUGCCCCCAUUGACUUUUUUAUAGCAGGGAAUGGUGUAGAUUGUAUGGAUUUAAACAACACGCUGCUGGACCUGUGUUGCAAAAUUAUAAAAGGAGACGGAACUGAACUCACCGUGGACGCCAAGGUGGGCCUGGUGAAUUACCCCGUGGCCUCUAUUUUCAGUCAGUUGGAUGUCACCCUGGGAGAAAGCGACAACUGUUACCCUUACAGGGCCUUUAUAGAAUCAGUGCUCAAUUACAGCGAUGACACCCUCUCAACGCAAUUUUCCGCUGGCCUCUUUUACAAAGACACUGCCGGACAACAGGAAGAAACAGGGUUGGAUGGCGAGAAUCUAGGGUUUGUGAGGCGUGCAAAGCUGACAGCCCAAAGCAGAAUAGUAGAGCUUCUGGAUCAUCUACACAGCAACCUGUUUUUUCAAGAAAAACUAUUGCUGAAUGGAGUGGAUGUGAAAAUUAAACUGACGUGCAGUAAAGAUGCUUUCUGUUUAAUGGGCAGUGGAACCGAAAGCUUUAAACUGCGCAUUCUAUCAGCAUCCCUUUUUGUGAAGAAAGUACGGGUGACCCCGAGCGUUCGUCUGGGGCAUGCUGAGGCCCUGCUUACCGCUAAUGCUAAAUACCCUGAGGACCAUGUGGGAAUGAAAGUGUUUAGCAUCCCUGCGGGCAGCAAGGUCAGUAACCAGGAGAACCUGUUUUUGGGACAGUUACCCAAAAUGCUUGUCCUAGGGUUUGUGGAUAAUGAUGCCUUUAGCGAAAGUUACACUAAAAAUCCCUUUCAUUUUAAGCAUUACGAUAUUAAUUUUGUGGCCUUGUAUGUGGAUGGUGAACAGAUACCAACCAAGCCUCUGCAACCAGACCUCGAGGCAGGACGCUGUGUGAGAGAAUACAUGAAUCUGGUACAGACGGCUGGUAAACACAUGAAAGAUCGUUCUCUGUUAAUGGACCGUGAGGAGUUUGUACAGGGUUACACCUUGUUUGCCUUUGACCAGUCCCCCGACCAGGAAUGCGCCGAUCACUAUUCCCUGAUUAAAACCGGGAACCUGAGAGCAGAAAUACAUUUUGGGAAGGCUUUAACCAUUACCAUCAAUAUGAUCGUGUAUGGGGUUUUUGACAAUGUCAUAGAGAUAAAUCAGAGGAGAAAUGUUCUGUUUGACUACAUGUGA